Molecule: messenger RNA, 1134 nt
Organism: Oppiella nova
Lineage: Eukaryota; Metazoa; Arthropoda; Arachnida; Sarcoptiformes; Oppiidae
Source: the annotation of a GenBank genome assembly
ACAAUACGUAUAAAUAAGUUAAAACGAUAAACUUUGUGAUCAGUUCAUAUCGUGUAUUGAAAAAUAGAAAGUGAAAUGAAAGCACCUAGUGCAGUUAUAGUGCUCAUAGUAUGCCUGUCGGCGGCCACACCACUACUGGCCUCCAGUGCCGUCGGCGACGUUGUCGGCAAACUGACGGUCGGAUACCAGGGAUGGUUCAAUGCUAAAGGGGAUAACUCGCCGCGCAAUUCGUGGAUCCAUUGGGCACAGGGUAGUGACCAUCCCUGCAAAGAUCACUCUAAGGUUGACGUCUAUCCGGACACUCGGGAAUACACACAUACCUACCAAACGGGUUACGCGAACCUCGGUAAUGGACAGCCGGCUAAGUUGUUCUCGUCGUGGGAUAAGCAGACUGUGGACACACACUUCAAAUGGAUGAAAGAGAACAACAUCGAUACGGCGGCCCUCCAGCGGUUCGCGGGCGGCGUAAUGCACGACCCCGUGUACGCCAAACUGCUUAACGGUGUGGCCGACAACGUGAGGGAGGCGGCCGAGGCUCACGGACCCAAGUUUUACGUGAUGUGGGAUAUCAGCGGUUGGACUAACUUCGCCACCGAACUCAUCGAGGACUACGACACUAACAUCAAGAGGCUGACCACCAGUAAGGCCUACGCCCACCAGAACGGCAAACCCGUGGUCUGCAUCUGGGGCUUAGGGGUCAGCGGUCGGCCUAAUAACCCCGCCGGAGCCAUCGCCCUCAUCGCGCAUCUUAAGAGCGAGGGUCUGUAUGUGGCGGGCGGUGUGGCCAAGCAGUGGCGCACCGACACCACCGCCUGGAAGGACGUCUACACGAAGCUCGAUCUGUUGCAGCCCUGGGCGGUCGGCAGCUUCGGGGGCGUUAAAGGAGCCCAGGAUUAUAAGCCGAUGUUGGAGGCGGACCACACUCUACUGAAGCAGCAUAACAUUGACUAUCAGCCGGUUCUAUUUGCGGGUUUCACGUGGGCCAACUGGCAACCAAAAGCCGUACGCAAUCAGAUCCCGCGUGAGCAUGGUGACUUCAUGUGGCGUCAGUUCGUGAACGUGCGAGAGCUGGACAUCCCGUCGUGUUAUGUGGCGAUGUUUGACGAGUACGACGAGGGGACGGCCAUCGCAAAG